AAAUAAAAUCAAUGAAUUCCAGUGGGCACCCUUAGGUUUGUUGUAAAGGCGAACGUACAGAGGAAAGGCCCGUUCAAGACCCGUCCGUUCAAAGUCCAAAACUCCAAAAAGUCGUCUCCUCCACCAUUCCAUUGGCGUUGAAAAAGUUCGCCAAUUUAAUAAUCGAUUGAACGCCAACCCACUGUUUUCUGAUUUUUUUUAUCAGCUCCAUAAAAACCCCCAUUUGCGUUUCUUCAAUCUCCUACAUCCAGACUCAAAUCUUGACGGAAAAUUUUCUCUUCAUUUUCUGUCAGAUUCUGCAUUCGACCUCUAUUUUCUCAUGGAUUCGCGAUAUUUUCUCGCAAUUUCUCUAUGUUUCCUUUGCUUUUUCCCUGAUUUAUCCCUUUCAGUCCCAAGAUGGCUGGGUGAAAAGAAAAAGGAGGAUUCGCUGAUCAGAAUGAAGAGAGGUGCAUCCUCUGUUACCUUCAAUCCCACUCGGGUCACUCAGCUUUCUUGGCGUCCCAGGGCUUUUCUCUAUAAGGGAUUUCUAUCUGAGGAGGAGUGUGACCAUCUAAUUAUUCUGGCGAAGGACAAGCUAGAGAAGUCGAUGGUGGCUGAUAAUGAUUCGGGUAAGAGUAUAAUGAGCGAAGUCCGAACGAGCUCUGGAAUGUUCCUUCAGAAGGCUCAGGAUGAAAUAGUUGCCAACAUUGAGGAGAGAAUUGCUGCAUGGACCUUCCUUCCAAAAGAAAAUGGCGAGUCCAUGCAAAUACUGCACUAUGAGCAUGGUCAGAAGUAUGAACCACACUUCGAUUAUUUUCAUGACAAGGCUAAUCAAGAAUUGGGUGGCCACCGGGUUGCAACUGUAUUAAUGUAUUUGUCUAAUGUUGAGAAGGGUGGGGAAACAAUCUUUCCCAACGCAGAGGCGAAAAUGUCUCAACCAAAAGACGAUAACUUCUCUGAAUGUGCUAAACAAGGAUAUGCAGUGAAACCUGAGAAGGGUGAUGCUUUGCUGUUCUUUAGCCUUCAUCCUGAUGCUACUACUGAUACAAACAGCUUGCAUGGUAGCUGCCCUGUCAUAGAAGGAGAGAAGUGGUCUGCCACCAAGUGGAUUCAUGUGAGGUCCUUCGAUAGGACAGGAAAGCGAUCUAAAAUGGGAGAAUGCACGGAUGAGAAUGUGAACUGCGCGAAAUGGGCCAAGGCUGGUGAGUGCAAAAAGAACCCCAAUUACAUGGUGGGUACUGAUGAAUUGCCUGGAUUUUGCAGGAAGAGCUGCAAUAAGUGUUAAUCCUAGGGAAGCCAAUUGGUCGUUCUUCUCUUCUUUUUUUCACUUAUGUUGGCUUCACACAGGUGAACUGUUUGUCCUCAAAUUGUUGUAUAUAACGUUAUUGAACUGUUCUAUAUUAGAGCUGCCUAUAUCAAAACUGUAUUGGUGAAUUCAAAUUUUUGCACUCCCAACAGUCACAUUAUAAAGCUAUAUUUUAAAUUA
Messenger RNA from Ziziphus jujuba (common jujube), 1465 nucleotides. Its product is annotated as probable prolyl 4-hydroxylase 7. Gene Ontology annotation, cellular component: endoplasmic reticulum. NCBI's taxonomy places the organism in Eukaryota, Viridiplantae, Streptophyta, Magnoliopsida, Rosales, Rhamnaceae. Bases 320 to 1264 code for a protein of 314 amino acids. Gene Ontology annotation, molecular function: procollagen-proline 4-dioxygenase activity; iron ion binding; L-ascorbic acid binding. Gene Ontology annotation, biological process: peptidyl-proline hydroxylation to 4-hydroxy-L-proline. The record is from RefSeq and is a predicted model, not a curated record. The transcript is spliced from 8 exons.